This is a messenger RNA of Glycine soja, 1074 nucleotides long. RefSeq names its product ninja-family protein AFP3-like. The record is from RefSeq and is a predicted model, not a curated record. Bases 228 to 932 code for a protein of 234 amino acids. NCBI's taxonomy places the organism in Eukaryota, Viridiplantae, Streptophyta, Magnoliopsida, Fabales, Fabaceae. Gene Ontology annotation, cellular component: nucleus. Gene Ontology annotation, biological process: signal transduction; response to abscisic acid; negative regulation of DNA-templated transcription. The transcript has 3 exons.
UCCCUAAAUUAGAGCUUGCGUUUAGAUUUUGACUUCCCUAUUUUAUUUCAUUUGCUUUCUCUUUUGUGUUUUACAUAGUAGAAAUCCUCGUUACUCUAUUUCCCUCUGUGUUGCAAGUGGAUACGAUUUUCAAUUUUUCAUUCAUCCAAAUUUUAUGUCUAAGACUUGUUUGUCCUUUUUUCUUUCAAAGGGAAUACAGGUAUUCUUCAAAGGAGUUGUUCUGUUUAAUGGCUUCACCUUUCUCUUCUUGGAUUUCAAUGGAGGAGGGAUUUUAUUCUAAGAAACCAUACACAUACACUAACUCUGAGCAUAUAGACCUUACUCUCAAGCUUUCUCCCUGCGGUCAAAAUGCAGAAGAAGAAGAAGAAGAAGAAGAAGAAGAAGAAGAAAAGAUGGUUGAGAAGGGUCUGGUGAGGUUUGGGGACUUGCAGACAAUGAGAAGAGUGAAGACUUGGAAGAGAUUAUUGAUGAAGAAGAUGCGAAUGGCUGCGGCGAAGGAGGCAGAGAAGUCUCUUCCGGUGUCUCCGGGCGGUGGUGCUCAGACUCUACCUCACUCAAUUUAUAACAGUCUCAAGACAUUUGCAAAUCCUUGUGGGGAUGCAUGGCAUGAGGGAGCAAUGCAGGAAAUGACACUGUGGCCCUCUGAGACUAUGAUUGAGAAUGAGAGGCCAGCCAAAAAGCUUAAGCAUGUGAAUUCCUAUCAAGAAAGUGAUGCAAUGCCUAGUGUGAUUACUACUGGAGAUGGCACCAUUACUGGGAAGAGAACAGUUUGUAUUGUAUGUGUCUGCCAUGGCAGCUUCCCCUCCCCAACAGAAUUCGUGAUGCAUGCUGGUGGUAAGGAAGUGGCAGAUCCCAUGAAACACAUCACUGUUUGUUCUGAUUCAUUUGGUAUCAAUGGAGAUGGGGCUGCUUUUAUCACACACCCCUUUUAGAAUGUGCAGAAGCAGCUAACACCCCUUUUAGAUUGUGUAGAAGCAGCUAAGCAUCCCUAUAGUUUUGCAAAAUUAGUACCUUAUCCAUGGUUCUAAUGACAGUGUAAAGGGAAGUUUUCAUCAAAGACAAAUAUGAUUUUAA